Bactrocera latifrons is the source of this 2964-nucleotide messenger RNA. RefSeq lists its product as uncharacterized. The coding region runs from base 313 to 2796 and encodes 827 amino acids. NCBI's taxonomy places the organism in Eukaryota, Metazoa, Arthropoda, Insecta, Diptera, Tephritidae. The transcript is spliced from 5 exons. The record is from RefSeq and is a predicted model, not a curated record.
AAGGGCCUUUCAGAUUUGAGAAAAUUAACAAUUCUUGAAAUUUUCUGUAAACUUUCAAAUCAAACCGAGUCUUGUUGCGCUUUCUCAAUUAAUAUAAAUKUACAAUUUUUGAAUAUUUUAUGAGGAAACACAUAGCUUAAACAUAAAAGUCAGUUAAAGUGCAAUAAGUGCAAGCAGCGGUUGGAGAAACUGAACAAAGACGAAAAAUUGCCAUUGCAACUAUCACGAAAAAAACUGCAGACAGGGGCAACGACAAGAAAAGUAACGUAGCGGCAACAACAAUAACAGAAUUGUGCAAAACAAAAACAAAUAAUGGCAAAAGAAAACGAUGAGGUGCAACAUAACAACAACAAUGGUAGUAGUAGUAGCAGCAGCAGCAACAAUAACGGUGUGGAUUCACUUAACGCAUCUGUGGGUGUGACGUCGACAUCGAAUGCAACAGAAAUACCAACUGCGGGGUCAUAUUGUGAAGCCGAUCUGAUGGUGGGAGAUAUAGCCAGAACGGGUGACAAGAGCAAGGUCACAAGUGCAGGUGGUGGAGACUGUGCCGGUACAAGUUCUAGAAGUAAUCAAUUUGGGGCGUCUACGUCAAGUUUUAUGCGUGGCAAGCUCAAUGACCUGGUUGCGGACCUUUGUAUAAAUGGGCCAGUUGCUGGUAGUGACAAUAAUGGUGGUUAUGGUGAUUACACAAACGGCCGUAAAAAUAGCAGCGGCCUAGCAGAUGCCACAAUGCAACAGACAAAUAUCAGUUCUACGUGGGAACCUGUAAGCAGCAGCAUCACUAGCCAACAUGCAUCACAGCCACAUCCAACCCAAAAUUCAUCUUCAUUUUCUUUUAAACAUUUCCUAAGUAGUGGACCACCGAUUACAGCACCAUCCAGCACUGUUACAGUCACUUCAUUAGACACAUCGGCGUCCAGUAGCACGAAUGGUCCACAAAAAAAUACUGUUAAAACGGCGUCCAGCAGUGGUGUGUCAAUUCAAACGUCAACUGGCGCACGGCCAAAAGUUCCUCAGUCAGCUUCGCUUUCCAGUACAUCAAUAUCAUCGCUUAUGACUGGCGGUUUGUCAGCAACCAAUAGUGCAAGCCAACCUGACGGUAGCAAUUCGUUUGGUACAUCAGCCACAAAAAUGAAGCGUUCUCCACGAUUUUCAUCGUUUGACUCGCAAGCAAGUCUGGCCGAAUAUGUGACCAGCGGUGCAGAYGGUGAAGCAGAGGGGGUCAGCAGCACUGGGCCGAGUGGUGUGCGAAGUGCAGGUGUUGGCGCAAACGCAAACUCCGGUUUUCGGCUUUAUCCAGAGAGUGGCGAUCUUUUCUCGACGUCUUCACGCAGCAGCCGCGGCAUGGGUGAUGGUGGUGCGAGCAUAGGCAACAACAUACAUAAUGCGARUGAAUACGAUCGGCAACAAUAUGUGCCGCGCUCAUAUUCAAACUAUGAAAUGCCCAUGUCAACCUCAACGUCAUCGCCGCGUCGACGUACAGGCGCGCCAAGCGUUAGCGCUAACGCCGGCAUGAGGGAAGCGCGUCCCACACGUCUUGCCUUAAACACAAAUUCGUCCAAACCGAAAGGGAAUUUGCCACUCAGUGACAUAAAUAGCGGUGCUUGUGGCGGUGCUGCGGUGGCGGCCGCACCACCAGUCACUCGCCCGCUGCCCAGCAAUGCCGGUGAAUUUCCCGCCGCGGUUUUGCCAGAUUUCGUACAAGAUCAUUGGCUUGACUCGUGGUAUGCGCACGACAUGCAUCUCAAUUCGCCGCCGAAUUCGCCGAUACGUGAUUUCAGCGAUGUUGAUGUGGCGGGUGGUGCAAUUGGUGGCGGCGUCGGCGUUGGCAACAGCAACGUAUGCGAUGUGGCUGGUGGUAAUGGCGUGAGUGCUGGUAUCGGCAUACCCGGCCCUUCGCCUGUGUAUGGCGGUGGCGGCGGCGGCGGCGGCGGCAGUGGUGCAACAGCCGAGUCCACUGCUAGUAAYGCAAAAAUGCUGCCAGAUUUUCUCUCGGACGGCCCAAUAAUACACUCUUCACAGCGACUGGCCGAUGUGGCUGUCGGUUUGCCAUCUAAUUCCAUCGGCUCGCCAGAUGACCCGCCGAUCUCGUCACAAUUGUCGCGGCUGCGCAUCGAAAACGAUCGUUUGCAGCGCGAAUUAAAUGACGCGCGCAUAGCACUUAAUGAACAGACGCGGCGCGCUAACGACUUGGAACGUCAGUUGCAGGCCAGUGAACUGCAGCAACUGCAACAACACAGGCUUGAGGAGCUGCAAACGACUGAGCGCGUCGACAGUUUAACGGAAAGAAGUAAACGCACGCGCACCAACGCAGCAGCAGCAACGGGCGCAACGUCACAAAAUCAUGUCAUCAAGCUGAAACAACAGCUGGCCAAGUUGACGUCCGAAUUGGAGACGUUGCGUCAUGAAAAUGAGAUGCUGCGCGAAGAGGGCGCCGUCGGCGGCUUCAAUGUACCAUACUGUGAUCGUGCGCGUCCAUUUGUUUCGGACGCGAGUGSUGGUGGUGGCGCCGCCAGUGUAGAUGCCGCUGCAGGCGCCGCUGCGGGUGUGCGUGCUGGCACAGUGGGGCGACCGUCCAGAACACAACAAUUUUCGAGAGAUUUGCUGAGGGCAGCAUCAAAUGCGGAAAACAACCUSAGGCAACUUCUCGCUGGUGUGGAUAACUUACGUCAAAUGGCUGCUGACAUUGAGAAUUCUGAAAUACGUGUGGGCUACGAUGUUAGUCCCGACCUAUUUUCAGACUUCUUAGACGAUUGUGAUGAUUACGAGGACUACUCGGAUGGCCCAACAUUGUAAUUUUUUGUGUGCAGCAUUAUUUUGAUUUCAAAUUUUUAUCGUUUACUUACAAUGCUAACAAUAUGAAUAAAUAUUACUUUCGUUUGGUCGCAAAUACGAUUUGUUCAACUCAACUAUGCACUAAAUUAUAUCAAAUAUAAUACAUAAUCGUGUAUGCGUAACCUCAAA